Molecule: messenger RNA, 4854 nt
Organism: Cavia porcellus (domestic guinea pig)
Lineage: Eukaryota; Metazoa; Chordata; Mammalia; Rodentia; Caviidae
Product: serine protease FAM111A
Exons: 3
Coding region: 627-2420 (597 amino acids)
Biological process (GO): DNA replication
Cellular component (GO): nucleus; chromatin
Source: RefSeq, a predicted model, not a curated record
UUUUUUUUUUUUCAAUUACUUGAGUCAAAUUCCAGAGGAAGAAGCAGUGAUUUUUGUCUCUAGGAACUUUGUGCGUACAUUAGGGUCUGUGCUCCAACACCUAAGCAGUGCCGCCUCUGGGAACUGCUUGUCCUAUGCCCUGCCUCCUCCACUCGCCGGCCCUUGGCCCUUGGAGCCCCUGCUUGCUGGUGUUGGGGGUCGCCCUGGGGUGCCCAGCCCCUGCUCCUGCCUGGCCUUUCCCAGCAGAGGUGUGGACAGAUCCUGGUCCCUCUGCUUCCGGAUCUUCCGCGCGGCCUCGGGAUCCGAGGAUUUCAGCCCCUGCUUUGUCAUACUGUGAGCUGUUUUCCCAUACCCUCUGGGGAACCCGAAACUCAGAAGCCUGAAGUGGACUUCCUGCUGCUGGGGCGUGGCCCUAUCCCCAAGCCUGCCUGCCGGACUCUUUGCCUCCCAGACCGCGCCUUGCACAGUCCUUGCGCUGCCCCAAAGCCGCUGCUGUCCAGGAGUGUUUCUCCAGGUCUCCAAGCCCCCGCCUUCCCACUAAUGACAACUGUGAAGAUACUGCUCUCACUUGGACCUUUUUGAAAUUAGGAUUUCAGCUGAACCAUCUGUUUCAUCUUCAAGCCAUCAUGAGUGGUCAGAAGCCCAGAUCCCAGAAAGCAGACACAGAGAAAAAUAUGGAAAAUGUGGACUUCUUUCCUCAGGUGCCCAAAGAACAGCAGCAUGGUGUCGGUACUUCUCAAAUGAAAGCAGAAUCUAAUGAAAAGAAAAGUACCCAGCAUCAAGACAGCCAUCUUCCUAAGAAAAUUCCAAGAGAUAAGACCAUGUGGCCAAAGAAGAUUUAUGUUAUCUUGGGGAAAAAUGACAACAUGAAAUAUGAGCUCACAUAUAGUGAGAGAGCCAGCUUAUACGAGGCACUCAACACUCUUGAGGCUGUCAAAGAAAAUGUAAAAUCUCACCAAAGCAAAGAAAUGUUGGUGAAGGGCACAAAAAGAAUCACAGGGUACCUGAACCUCGCAAUGCCCUUCAGUUGUAUUCCUAAUGAGGCCACUGUGAACGUUACUUUUUCCAAACGUGUAGGUGAACAGAAGGAAGGUAAUCCAAUAUUUGGCCAACAAGACAGACCAAAUACUGACUGUGUCAAAUUUUAUGUUUAUGCAGUUGGGAAGACAAUAAAAAGGAUUGUUAAAUAUAAGGAGCUUCAUGAAGCAGGAAAUAAACUCUGUGUCUUUGGUUUCAAAGGCGAAACCAUCAAGGAGGCUUUGUGCAAGGACCACAGAUUUCUUCCUUUUCUGGAGAAUAGCAACUGGAAACUCAUCAGCAACAAGGAUUCCAUUAUAGAAAACACCCAGGUAGUCGACGACAUGGAGGGAAAGGUCGUUGAGAUCACAAUUGAAAAGAGAAGAAGCCCUAGGGUGGCCGCACAGAAUUCAGAGUUAGAGCAGAGCAGGUUCCAUGUGUUGAAAGAAUACAUUGUGGAGGAGUAUCCCUGCUUGAAAAGAGAAAGGGAAAACUUCAGAGAAAACCUCAAGAAAGAAAUGAAAGCAACAGGAAAAAAACAAACAACAUUAGUUAAUUUGCAUAGAACAAACUUUGGGAAACAGACCAAAAAUUCUACUCCUGUUAAAACAAUCAAGCUCCUUUCACGUGUCAGUGACUCAGUUGGAUUCUUACACUGGGACAAUAAUGGCAACGUGGGUACUGCUACCUGCUUUGUGUUCACAGGGCCGUACAUUUUCACUUGUCGCCACGUGGUAGAUCUGAUCGUGGGGAGAGGAGUGGAGCUCAGGAAAUGGGCAGACAUAAUCAGCCACUGUGCUCGGGUGACAUUCAGUUAUGAAGAGUUUGAAUCAAAAUACCACAACUCCUUUUCCAUCGAGUCUUGGUUUGAGAUAUCUGAUGUAGAUCUGGACUACGCAGUCCUGAAACUCAAAGAAAAUGGACAGCAAGUUCCUGCAGGACUCUACAAUGGAAUCGCCCCUGCACCAGCUAAUGGGUUGGUGUAUAUUAUUGGGCAUCCUGAAGGAGAAAGGAAGUCCACUGAUGCAUGUGUCACGAUUCCUCAGAGUGAGCGAUCAGAGACCUGUGACAGAAAUAUGAGAGAAUUAGUGCCUGAGCUUCAGUUUGCCCACAUGUACACUCAAAACAGUUUCAGGGAAAUUCUUCACAACCCUAAUGUUGUUACCUAUGACACCACUUUUUAUUGGGGUUCUUCUGGCUCACCAGUGUUUGACUCCCAUGGCUCCGUCGUGGCCAUGCAUACUGCUGGCUUCACUGAAAAUUACAGAGAAAGGACUUUUCAUAUCAUUGAGUUUGGCUCUGCGAUGAAAGCCAUCCUCUCUGAUAUUAAGCAGAAGCAUCCAGUGUGGUAUGAACAGGCGUGCGUAGAUCAGCAGGAGGAAGAAAUGCUGAGUCAGGAGUAAUGAGGCUUGGUGUGCACUUACCUUGUGCAGUUGCCUUCCAAAGCAAUGACUUCCAAAGUGGUCACUAACUUCCCAAGUGGUCAGUUGUAGAAACAUUAAAGCAGUCGAUAUUGGAGACCAGCAAUUUUUAUAAACCCAUAAAGAAAUGAGUCCCAUUGUAAAAUGAAGCUUAAGUGUCAAUUGCUUGCUAAGGUCCUUGUCCUCUUUUCUGGACUGUCAAAGGACAACAGCUCACCAAACAAAACUCACCUAGCUUUGUCUCCUUAGAUCAGUCUGAGUGAAGUGUUUGACCCCUAGUGGGGCGUAGUCCAUGCCUCAUCUCUACCUGAAGCAGGUAUAAGAAGACAGCCCUAAAUCCCUUUGGCAUCCUCAGAAGUAAGGGAUCAUAGUCCUAGAAUUGGGAAUCACGUAGAAGAGAAACAAAAAAGAAGAUAGGAAGGAGACAAGGAAGAUUAUAAUUUUAAGAAGAAUGUGACUUCAAGACACAAAUUUACCCAAGGUUAUCCACACCUGCACACCUUGAGAGCUGUCAGAGUUUUCAUGUUUUUAGGCAGUAUGUUUAAUCUUUUAAAACACAUGUAAUAUACUGGACCCUGUAUCUUUCUCAUGUAUAAUAAGCCACUGUUUUCCCUGUGGGCAAGUCAUCACUUCUUGCCUGCAAUCCAAGCAAUAGAAUCACAAAUUCCACUGCAAAAACAUAAAUAUUCCCUGUUCUAGACUAAAAUGCACCUCCUUUUUGAGGCUCCACAUUCUAUUUCUUGAGUUUGUGCUUUAAAAUGCUGCCUCAUAAUCCCUUUAUUUGUCUUUAAAAAAUGUUAAAUCAUGUACCCAAGAAGCAAGUCCUCCUUGUGAGCUGACACCAUGCAGGCAAGAAUACGGGCAGCUGGGGGAAACAACCAGAUGCCAGCCUUUUCCCGUGAGUCAGUGCCAUUCAUGGACUGCAGGGAAGGAGAACAAGAACACAAUGAGAAAUAAACCCUCCCUGUGAGUUAGCUCCAUGCAUGGGCUACUGAAGGAACAACCAGACACCAGCCCCUUCUGGUGCACAGGCUGGGAGACAAGAAGAGCCAGCCUCAUAAGAUGUGGAGAAACACAAACUGUGAUGAUAGCUAUUGAGGUAAAAUACAGCUUACUGCUUGUAGUGUUGAGUAUUUUGCUUACUUUGUAAACCUAAAGCUCAUCUAUUCAGAGGACAACCAUAUGCAGUGCAGCAUCUAUGGGAGUAUCUUUCUGCAGGUGGUAGCCAUUGUUAAUUCCCUAUUGUCUUCUUUUGAAGCCCUUUAUUGUUUUCAUUGUUUUGUUUGUGUUCUGUUUGGUUUGAUUUUUACUGUAUCUGAAGGUAUGAAUAGCUAUUUGGAAGACAACAAGAGGCAUUAUGAUUAACAUUGUUGAUUUUCUAGUAUCUUGUUUUUAAAGUCCUGUAUCACUUACGUUUUCAUGGGAAUAAAACAAAAAAAUCAAUUCUAACAAUUCUAUCAGUAAGUUAUUGUCCAUCUUAAAGUAAGCAAUACGAAUUGUGGUAAGAUUAAUGAUCAAUUUUAUGAUAAGAAACAUCAUGUAAUUUAAUUUUUUCAUCUUCAGUUACUUCUCCUAAAUUUACUUACUUCAGAUGAACUACUGAAAUUUGCUCAUCUAAUUAUCCCUAAUAUCUGGGUCUUUACAAAAAUGUGUGGGCCCACCAGAAGUGGAACUUGGGGCUGAAAUUCCUGCCUCCUGAAGAAACAAAUAGUUCUUAGGAGGAGAUCACUGUCAAAACCCUGAUUUCCAAAAUCUUCCAUUUACUAAAAUGGUCAGAAUACAGGUAUCCUAAAGUCACGGGUCACAACUGCUCUUCUUUGCUUAUAGUCCAUGAGCGGAAGGAAGAUGUCUUUAAAGACCUGUGCUGCUUUCUUCAGAUUUCCUUUGUUUCUCCCUGAUUUCCUUUUUUCUGUUCCAAGAUCCCACCCAGCAUUCCCAUGAAGUGUCAUUGUCCACUCUCCUUAAGAUCCUGGCUCUGACAGUUCCUCAGCUGUCUUGUGUUCGAUGACCUUGGUAUCUGGGAAGAGCACAGUGGGGUGGUUUGUAGUCUGCCCCAUUUCUGGAUUUUGUCAAAGGAUUUGCUGACGAUUGUACUCCAGUGGGCUCUGGCAGGCAAGAAUACGGGAUAAAAUACUAUAUUGGCCAUAACCUAUCAAAGCCCAGACUGUAACAUGAUUCAUGACCUUUGGUGUUGAUCUUGAUCACCUGGGGUUGCAGUGUUUGUCAAAUGUGAACCAGAGUCUCCCUGGUCUUGCCCAGCCUGCAUGUGUGACCUUCUGGUGCGUGGCCCUCCAGACAUCCUCCACCCACAAUGACCCUCCCACCCGCCAGCCCUCUGUGGAGCGUCAGCCCACAUUCUACCACUGGGCUGCAGCACUGGAGCCAAGAUGUUUAAGCAAUAAAAUGUUCAUUUCCA